This is a messenger RNA of Drosophila subobscura, 934 nucleotides long. RefSeq names its product V-type proton ATPase subunit F (gene Vha14-2). The coding region runs from base 67 to 447 and encodes 126 amino acids. Gene Ontology annotation, cellular component: proton-transporting V-type ATPase, V1 domain; membrane. The transcript has 5 exons. Gene Ontology annotation, biological process: proton transmembrane transport. The record is from RefSeq and is a predicted model, not a curated record. Lineage: Eukaryota; Metazoa; Arthropoda; Insecta; Diptera; Drosophilidae. Gene Ontology annotation, molecular function: proton-transporting ATPase activity, rotational mechanism.
CGUUGCCUUUGCCUUCAUUUUCUGUCAUUGCAACAUUUCAUUUCUGGUCUAGAACUAAGCCAAAAAAUGUCUAUAAAUACGGAAACAUUUGAUAAACUUAUAGCCGUUAUUGGCGAUGAGGACACCUGCGUGGGCUUUCUGCUUGGCGGCAUUGGUGAAGUCAGCGAGGGUGAGGAGCGCGAACGCAACUUUUUCGUGGUGGAAGCGGCUACCACUGCCGCUGAGAUUGCUGCCUGCUUUAAGAGGCUUUUAGAGCGUCCCGACAUUGGCAUCAUUUUGAUCAAUCAGAUCUAUGCGGACAUGAUCCGCCCCACAGUGGACGCACAUUUGCUGCCGUUGCCCACUGUCGUGGAGAUACCAUCGAAGCAGCAGCCCUACGAUGCCAGCAAGGACUCGGUUAUGAAGCGUGCAUAUGGUAUUAUCAAUCCGCCCAGGCGGCGCCACUAAUGGCUCGACUUUGGCAAUCAAUUAGGGCCUGUGGCAGAGAGCUAAAUGAAAGAUUUGCAUAGUUUACAGAAGUAUCUAGCAAAAUGCCAUUGCCAAAGCCAUUUCAAUAGUGCCCCAAAGAAAAGGCAAGGCCCGAACAAAGGGAAGCCCAGGAAUACCCAAUAUACACACGAAGAAAUAAGAAAAUAAAGCUUAGGAAAUUGCCAAAAAAAAAAAUAGAAAGAAAAGUGCAGCAGCAACAGCAAUCUGAAAAGAGGAACAAAAAUGCGUUGGCGCUUGCAACAAAAUUGAAAAGCAGCAACAGCAACAGCAAAACCACAACAACAAGAACUACAGGAACAACAACAACAGCAGCAGGGAGCAACAAUAGAAGUAGCAAAUAGCAAGAGCAACAGCAACAGCAGCGCCAUAACAAAAAGUAACAACAAAGUGAACGAAAACGAUACAAAUAAGCGCCGAAAAUGCCAAUACAUGGCCAAAAAAUGCA